Messenger RNA from Myxocyprinus asiaticus (Chinese sucker), 2473 nucleotides. RefSeq lists its product as uncharacterized. NCBI's taxonomy places the organism in Eukaryota, Metazoa, Chordata, Actinopteri, Cypriniformes, Catostomidae. The record is from RefSeq and is a predicted model, not a curated record. Bases 363 to 875 code for a protein of 170 amino acids. The transcript has 5 exons.
GCCUUGCAAGACAACAGAAGAACUUAAACAAAUCCCCUCCGUUUGCUCAUGGAAAAACACGGCAACGGAGCUUUUCUCGGAAGCAUUUGAGACUUUGAAGUAUUAACAUUUACUAACAAAGCAGGCACACACGGCUUACAACCAGACAGUGAAGCAAAGUUGCUCGGAAAAUUAUCUUUAGUGCUCUCUGUUUUUAUGUUAUAAGGGUAAAUUAAUGUUCAAACCCGUUAGCAAAGCGACUUCCUGUGCUGUUUAUGAGGAACAGAUGUGCUAGCUGACUAAAACUGGAUUAUAACAAUACUUAUAUCGCUUUUAAAAGCUUGGAAGCUGAUUAUGAUAAUUGAUACCAACUGGUGAGAAGCAUGGAGCUGUACUGGUACAUAGUCGUCAUAAUAUUUAUUAUGAUUAAGAUCUUUUUCUACAUCUGCUGGUACCGCUCAAGGCAAAGACAGCUCGCUGCAUACCUCAGCAAUCCCCGCAAUGCACAGAUAGUCAUUGUGGGUGGAAGAGCAUACCUGCACCAGAUCUGUGAAAGGCAAAAUACAUCAAUCUGGCCCAGUUGGUACGGCGUUCAGGAUGACGGCUCAGUGGGCGAACCCUCUGCCUCACUUCCACAGUUAUCCUCGCAGUCUCAUCUGGACAUGCCCCCUCCGUAUGAGGCCGUGUCGGGAGCAAAUGACCUGAAGCCUCCACCGUACAGCGAGUAUGCUCAAAAUGAUGACACUGAUGCAUCCCUUAGUAUCGCUAUCCCAGACAGCAAUGAUUCCAGUGCAAUCAGUGAUGCCCCACCUCCUUACACGCCUAGUGCCACCUCUCCAGCCAAUCAGCAAGUAGACAGCCACAGCCAAUCACAAUCAGAGGGAAGGUCAAGUUAGACUUUUCUCCUGUAUUAAAAACACAACAAGGGCUAAGCAACAGCUUUAGCCCCCAAAAGGUUGUUUGUUUUUUCCCAUCUGGACUUAAUUCUUCUUAAACCACUUGAAAUUAUCAGCAAAUUAUACAUUAUAUUUAACCAUUGGAGGUGGUUUUACAAGGAUCUUGCUCCCUGAUUCUCUUAUGAAAUCAGAGAAUUUGGGUUGUGCACAGUAUGCAGCAUAAAGAAUCAUACUGGCCUGAUGCCGCCAUCUGGCAGAGUGAAGCACUGCUCUGCCCACACUGGUUUACCCCGUGCAUUCAGUUCACCCAUGCCUUAUGCUCAUUUCCUCCAGCACUGACAGACCAUAGCCAUAUAACAGACACCACCUAAUCCAGUCAUUUCACUAGUUUAAACUUUGAACAGCUUUGAGCAGUCCUUAGGAAUAAAGGGAAAAUCAUCCAAAAACCUACAUUCUGUUUUCAUUUACUCAUCCUUUUGUUGUUCCAAACCCUUAUGACUUUCUUCUGUGGGACACAAAAGGAGCCUCAGUCACCAUUCACUUUCAUUGCAUCUUUUUUCCAGAUAAUGAAAGUGAACAUUGAUUUGGCUGUCGUUCUGCGUAACAUCUCUUUUUGUGUUCCACAGAAGAUAAAAAUUCAUACAGGAACAGCAUGAGGGUGAGUAAAUUAUGACAGAAUUUUCAUUGUUGGGUGAACAAUACCUUUAAUUCCACGAGCAUCACCACAGUGCAAAGGAAGUUAUAUCAUGUUUGGCUGCUUGAGGAACUGUAUAUAGGCUAGUGGGUUGAUCAGUGCCAAGUGGCAAGCGUGUUCAGCUUAGACAUUAUUGUUGACACAUUUCUUUUCUUUCUGAAGUCCCAAAGGGAGAGGUUAUACUAUAGAGGUCUAGCCUCAGGUUUAUUUAUAACCUCAGUUUAUGUGAUUUCAAAAAUAUUUUGCCCUCUGAAGCACUUUUAAUGUGUUGUUAUUGCCUUAAUUCUGUCUGUUGGUAAGUGUCCAAUAUUCAUGAAUCAACCGAGCCAGUGUGGAUAGUGUGGCUAAUGGUUAUGACUUGUGUAAAUGUGCAGCAGUCCUACUCUGUGUUGUAUUGCUUAUCAGGUUAACUUUAAUAGACUGAUGCAUUCAAGAUCACGGUGCCCUUAUUAACAAACUCUGCUAACUGAAAUAGAAUUUUUCCUGUGUGUGUUAGAAUGCGUGUGUGUUAAGGCAAACGUUAAUUGUGUGAUAAAUUCAAACUGAUCUUCCUCGUGAUAAUGUUGAUGUGCUUUAGUGAGCGCACGGAGUCAUCUCUGUGAAAUUGUCAAUAUACCCUCACAUAACGGGAUCAAUAAUUUUGUUUUGUUUAAAAAAAAAAAAAAAGUCUACAUGAACGGAUGUGAUCUAGGUUUGCUUUUAGAAUGUGUGUGUUUAUAGUUCUGUUUUCCCCCUGGUCACCCCAGUCCUUCAUUUUACAGUUUCAUUUAAUCAUAAUUUGAUUUAAUUUGCUAAUCCUGCAACAUGUAUUAUCUCAUUUAAACUGAAGUACUGUAUAUGCUAUUUUUGUAUUUAUGGAAAUACCCUUUGAAUCUCUUUCAAAAAUAAAGCUGGGUGAAAUGUG